Molecule: messenger RNA, 7215 nt
Organism: Diachasmimorpha longicaudata
Lineage: Eukaryota; Metazoa; Arthropoda; Insecta; Hymenoptera; Braconidae
Gene: Ocrl
Product: inositol polyphosphate 5-phosphatase OCRL
Exons: 6
Coding region: 763-3363 (866 amino acids)
Biological process (GO): signal transduction; phosphatidylinositol dephosphorylation
Cellular component (GO): membrane
Molecular function (GO): inositol phosphate phosphatase activity; phosphatidylinositol-4,5-bisphosphate 5-phosphatase activity
Source: RefSeq, a predicted model, not a curated record
UACAAACGAUAGAAUUAGGUAAUUUUGUGAAAAUAAUCACUUGUCGGCUCUCUACAUACGAAUCCAGGGCCUAUUUGCUUUUCGCGUAUGAAAUGAAACAAAGUCUGUUACUCUUACAAUUGAUCUACUGAUGGUGUCCUUCAUUCCGAUGUUUCCGAUUAAAUUUUAAUCCUUUUCGAAGUAAUCAAGGGUCAAUCGAUUUGAAUCUUAGCGGCUGUCUAGUGAGGAAUAGUGGCCGUAGGGACCCUACAUAAUUUCUAGGGUUCUAUUCGACACAGUCGUCAUUCACAUCUGUCAAUCAUGUAAUUAAAUCUCACUUGGUUAGAAUUAAAAUGCGACAGGUUUUAUUGUUAUGAGGGUGCUUGUUAACUACUGGGAGGUGACUUCGAUUACCGAUUGGAUUUCUACGACAGUGGUUGAGCUUUUGGUGUGAUAAUUAUAUGUGGACAGGAGAGAGUGAAGCACGAAUAAUGGGAAACUUUUACGACUGGAGAAAGUAAAAGUUAUAGAUUUUCAGUGAUCCUACGAACUGAUAAUUAAAUAGUGAGUACAUAGCCGGUCAUGUCACCUAGUCAGAGUUAAACAGUCAUCGAUGCAUUUUUUAGGUGCCAAAGUGGCAACUUGCCUCCAUCGGAAAUAAAGAUCGUCAGCUAAAUUCAUUGUUACUUUAAAAAUUGUGAGGCUAUAUUUUUUGUCUGCAUUUCAUUGCAAAAAGCAUAAGGGGCAUUUAUUCUGCCAGUUUUAGAAAACGGAGGAUAAAAAAUGGCAGGACACGAACAAAUGUCAAUAGUUCAAUUGAAAUUUACGUCUGGUGAGUCAGUAGUGAUCACGACGGAGGCAUCACUAAUGCAGGGCCGGGCCAAGGCCCCCCGCCUUCUCGCUCUAGUCAACAAAGGGCCAACAUACGCUCUUGUGGUGUUUCUCACUUCUAGAAGUCCACCUCAGGUUUACAGUGACUUGUCUAUUGAACGAGUAUUGCCUAUCAAUCAAGACUUCAAAUGUGAUAUCGACACUGGAAAUCAACUGCAGGAAAGUCCGGAUGUUUAUCUAAAUAUUUCAUCCAGAAAACAACGAUUAGUAUUCGAGAUGAGACCUGGGGUGGCCACAAGUUCAAUAGUCUCAGAAAUUUUUAGGGCUAUUGAGGUCACCCAGAAAAACAAAAAUCUAACUUCUGACUAUUUGUGGAUUCAAAAGUUAACAGGCAGCACAAGAGCCCUGGACUACGCACCAGGCGACGGUUCCGAUAUUGUGGACCCUCUAGUUGACCUGGAGUCUCCAGACCUCGUGGUUCCUCGACGCAACAUCGCCUCGGGAAAGACACCUGUAGCAGCGCGUGAAUCCGUCGUCCGUUAUCAAAUGGCCUGCAAGGAGGAUGACUACACCUACACAGAAACUUACCGAAUCUUCGUUGGAACGUGGAACGUUAAUGGACAACCACCAAAUAAUAUCUCGAUCGAGGAGUGGUUAAGCAGUGACCGAGUCCCUCCGGAUUUAUAUGCAAUUGGCUUUCAGGAACUAGAUCUUAGUAAAGAAGCAUUUUUAUUCAACGAUACACCACGGGAGGAGGAAUGGAGACAAGUGGUGAUGAAAUCUCUCCAUCCUAAAGGUGUAUACGAGCAAAUAGCACUUGUUCGUCUUGUGGGAAUGAUGCUCAUUGUUUUCGCACAGGAGACACAUUUGCCCUUCAUUAAAAAUGUCUGUGUGGACACGGUAGGCACAGGAAUAAUGGGCAAACUCGGUAACAAAGGAGGUGUAGCUGUGAGCUGUUCCAUCCACAACACGUCCAUUUGUUUUGUCAAUGCCCACCUCGCUGCACACUGCGAAGAAUUUGAGCGCAGAAAUCAAGACUAUGCAGACAUUUGCUCUCGUCUCUCCUUCAACUCUCUUAUCCCUCCAAAAUCCCUCAAGGAUCACGACCAGAUCUACUGGUUGGGUGAUCUGAAUUAUAGAAUCACCGAAAUGGAUGCAUUCACAGCAAAGCAAUACCUCACGUCAAAUACUCUUCUGCCAGUUCUCACCCUGGAUCAACUUCAUCAACAGAAAACAAUUGGCCGAAUCUUCGUGGGCUUUCAUGAGGCGGAGAUCACAUUCAAACCUACCUACAAGUACGAUCCAGGCACCGAUAACUGGGACUCAUCGGAAAAAGGAAGAGCACCAGCUUGGUGUGAUCGUAUCCUUUGGAAAGGUGACUCUAUCACCUCAAUAAAAUACAGGAGCCAUCCAGACCUUCGAAUAUCAGAUCACAAACCAGUUUCUGCAAUUUUUGAUGCCCAAAUCAGAGUCAUCGACAUGACAAAGUAUAGAAAAAUUCACGAAGAAGUAAUGAAAAAGUUAGAUAAAUUGGAGAAUGAAUUUCUACCUCAAGUUAUGGUAGAUACUACAGAAAUAAUCUUCGAUGUUCUUAAGUUUCGUGAACGCAGUAGCAAAGAAUUAAUAAUUGCCAAUACAGGGCAAGUGCCCGUCCAAUUUGAAUUUAUCAAGAAAUUAGAUGACACUAAUUACUGCAAGGAUUGGCUGUCUAUCGCACCAUAUACUGGCUUUAUCAAGCCCGGGGAAAAGUGUGACAUCAAGCUCGAGGUUUACAUUGAUAAAAAAAUGGCCUGCAAAUUCAAUUCCGGAGAAGAUAAAUUGUACGACAUUUUAGUUCUGCAUUUAGAGGGAGGAAAAGACAUUUUUAUAACUGUUACUGGGACCUACGAGAGAAGUUGUUUUGGAUCGUCUAUGGAGGCUUUGGUGCAUAUCUCUGUGCCCAUUAGGGAAGUACCCGUCGGGAGACUGAUGGAGCUAGAAAAUAAUAAAAAUCCUUCGAGCGAACCUUACCCUGUUCCUAAAGAGAUUUGGUUGCUGGUGGAUAGGUUGUAUAGGCAUGCAACAAAACAACGUGAACUUUUUGAAAAGGGUGGACUAGAUAAUGAGAUUAUUGCGAUCAGAGAUUGGUUGGAUCUGGGGAGCCAGGAACCCAUGCCUGGAAAUGUCUAUUCUGUGGCUGAGGCCCUUUUGUUACUGUUGGAAUCAACUGCUGAGCCUCUGGUGCCCUAUAAUUUGCACAGCUUGUGCUUGAGUGCUGCUACCAGUUAUUUGCAAUGCAAACAGUUGGUGAUGCAACUACCGGAAAUUCGAAGAACGGUAUUCCUCUACAUUUGCUUUUUCCUUCAAGAAUUGUUAAAUCAUUCUGAGGAGAAUGGCUUGGACGCUAAGACAUUGGCAACAUUAUUUGGCUCAAUAUUCCUGAGAGAUCCACCAAGAAGCAGAGACGACAGAACUCAACGAAAUCCAUUAAUUCAAGCAACAUUCGACCGUAAGAAAGCAGCAUUUGUGUAUCAAUUCCUCGUGAACGAUCAAAGUGAUUUUCUAGGACGAUAAUUAACAUUAUAAUUGAUUUAAUGAGAAUAUUAACUAUUUCUCACUACGGUUCUGUCUUCUACUGCGUAAUUGAUACUGUUCAGCCUUGUAAAAUCUCAGUACUGUCGUAAAUGUGUGGAGAAUAGGAUAUCAGUCAAAUGCGAAUUAUGCAGAUUAUUUUGCAAAAACGGCUCAAGUUGGUGAAUCCUAUGGUAAGGCCCUGGAAAUUUCGUUCUAUGAAAUGAGUUUUUUAAUGAGGAAAACCUUGACAUACUAAUUCGGUAAUUGAACAAAUUUUGACCGAGAUGAUUUCUAUUCUUGUAAGCUAAUUGCCUACAUUAAAAACUAUUGAGAAAUAGAGCUUUAAAGAUUAUGAAUCAUAAAAAUUAUCGAAAUAAGAGCCCGUCGUCUAAAUUGGGCUCAUACUUGUUCUUUCACAGCUAUUUGUGAAAUAAUCUGUAAAUUCAUCUUCUGAUGACUUAUCUGAUAUCGGGUACUAGUUGGCUACCAAAUGAUGUUCGUAGAAAAAAAUUUAGUAAUAUGAGACGUAAAAAUUACUCGAUGCUAAAUUCAUAAUCAUAAGCUUUAUGGAAAAUGCGCCAAAUGGUAAAACAAUUAUUUUUUUGAAUGAUUUCUGAUCCUAAAAAUCGCAAAGCAGAAAAGUACAUUUGAUGUGAAAAACGAAUUCAAUUCAGAAAACAGUACUAUUGAAGAAUUUAAUCGUCAAAUACUGAGUACUACAGGGAAAUGAUCGAAUAAAUUAUACAUCGUUAGUAUUUAGAAACGGAGUUAUUUUUCUGAAGAUGUUCCCUGUAUUUUUAUAGUUUUAUACUCAUUGGAAAGUGGUGUUCUUCAUACAUGUACUUUGUAAAUAGUUGACUAUUUAUGAGAAUUAGUUAGAUCUUUAAGUAUCUGGUCGUUACCACUUAGAGAUUACCACAUGAGAUUAUUAAGUGCAAUUUAUUGAUUAAAUGUAAAUUAUUAAUUUAUUCAUUUUCAAUGUCCAGGAAAGCGAUGAAAAUUAAGAGAUGAGUCGAUAGAGCGACCAUGAGUUAUUUUAAAAUCAUCUUUAAAACUAAAAAUUCCAAAUAAUAGAGUUAGAAAAUCUAUAACUGGGGUUCUUUCCAUUUGUUCUUUGGCGAUUUUGUUGCAAAAUUAUUCAAACUUUCAAAAGAUAGUAUCAAUUGGAAAUCUAAUUUUCUAAGAAAAAAAUCUCUUGAGGCUUUUUUUUUCCUAGAUAAAUUGUGUGAUGUUGUCGACUUAUCUCUUUACGAUCUCAUUUUUGAAAUACUUAAGUAGAAAAUUAGACACACAGUGCAAUCACUAUUCUCAAAUUUUUUAUUUCCGAAGGAUUCACCAUAUUUGAAAGUUUUGCAAUAUCGAAUUCGUCAAUUAAUGAUAUUAUUUUUCUUGCCUCAAGUAUUUUUCAAAAUUCCAUAAGUACUGUCAAUAAGUAUGGGAAUUUCUCAAUUAUUCAAAAUACUUUUUUAUUCACAUCAUUUGUACAGUUUUCUAAACUGUCGCUCAUUUCAGUAUUUUGGUAUUGAUUUCGAUUGAAAAAUUGGAUCGAUUCCAUCAAUUAAAGGAAUUAGAAUCUCAUAAAAACUUGUUAACAAGUGAAGAAUUUUUAUAAUAAUAAGUAGGCAAGUGGUAAAGAAUUAUGAGAAAACAAUAAAUGUGUAGAUUAUUUCGAAAAUAUUAGAGAUUUAUGGAUAGCUUUUCGAUGAAGAAUUUGAUGUGCAUAAACCGAAAUAGUGUAUUGCGACACGAGUAUAGAAAACUAAUUUCUCUUAAGAGAUCCAUCAAUUCAAUUGAUAUAACCAACAUAAUUUAAUAGCAUUAAUUCAGUUUUUGCCAGUUGAAGGGGAAAAUUGACGAAAAUUUAAAGAGGAAAGCUCAACAGAUGUGCUCUUUGUGGAUGUUAAAAUUUUCAUUAGAAAUCUUAAUUUUUUUUCAUCCACUAUUGCCAUAAAUAUUCGCGAAAUAAUCGAUCUAUCUCGUGCUCAUUACCACUUUACUGGGAAAGUUCAUUGCAAUUUGUAUUGAUAUUAGAUUCGUUAUACUAAUUUGUUCGAUUACUUUUACGAUGCCAUUACACCAAAUAAAAAUUCCAUAGUAUGUACCGCCACUAGCUGACAAUCAUAAUUUUAUUGACGAUUAUUUAAUUGCAGUCAGUAAGUAUCUGUAGACUUUUCAAUAAUUUAUUUAUAUAUUACGGAACGCCCUCUGUCGUACGUAAGAAAGCUACGUCUAGCAAUCGAUUUCAAAUGACAGAACGUCCUUGUCCGUUGUACAGAAAUUACUUAAAAUUAUUCAAAUAUCUAUCUACCUAAUAUAAUACUCAGCUUCACUCAUGGCGAAAAAUUUGAAAAGUCAUUUGGGUGGUUCGAUUUGCUUUUGUAGUUAAUUCAAACGGCACAUAAUUCAUGGGAAAAGAGGAAAUCGUUUGGGCGCUUGUGAGUAAGUUUGUUGUCAUUCCACAAUAAAACCUUGAACUUUAUAAAGGUAAAAUAGAUUUUGUGAAUUUCAAUUAGACACGUUACAGAUAAAAAUUAGCCGUUCACAUUACAUUAUCAGUAUUUCAAUAACAAGAUGCAAUUCAAAAAAUAAGGAUAAGCUGCCAUCAACUCCUCACAAUUAUUUCGAUGAUGUGGAAAACGCCGGGCACAGCUUAAGAGGAAGUUUAUCUCAAAAAAUCAUCAAUAAUCCCCGAGAUGCACGAUCAGUCUGAAAUGUCUCACCCCUUUUCAUCCACUUCAAGUCUGAAUCAUCCCCCACCUUGGAGUACUCGAAAUUUUCGACAAACAGACCCCAAAAGAUUGACCACCAUCGAGAACAACAGUUCAGUCUCUUCAACACAAAAAUGUGGACUUGAGGAAAUGAAAAAUCAGUGGAUCAACAAAAAAAAACCGAAUUAUCAAUUAAAAAGUAUCGUACCUCAGCACUACAAUGCCUCCUCCACAAGAUACAACCCGGCUCUUCUUCAAUGGCCCCACCCAGAGCUUCUGAUGCCCAGAGGAAUCUCCUUAGUCACAGAAAAGAGACUAUUAGCUCGAGCAGAGGCCCUGCAUCAGAGGAAUCAAACCGGGAUCAGUGCGGUCCAGCCUCUUCCCACGGUCGAGGAGUCCAUCGCCCUCAAACUGUAUAAAAAGAAUUUGAAUAACAAGAAAGGGCCAUGGGUCAGGGCUAUAGCAAGUGAGCCUCAAUUGAUAUCUCAAAAUCGAAGAGGGACUAAUGUGCGGUACAGACUUGCUGCUAAAGCUCCAAUUCAUUAUAAUUCUGGGACUCAGUCAAAACUGGCACUGGGCCUGGGGACCGCUGAGAGAUCUUCAACUGCUGCUGAUUUUGCGUGGUACAAAAAUUCUAGGGUGUCUGAUGUAUGGAAGUAAAAUGGUUUGAGAUUUCAAUCAGGUGCAAGCUCUAGAUGAUUACUUCAAAAGACAAGGAAUGCCAGACAUUUAGUUAUACGUAAAUUUAUAAUAAUUAAAAGAUUCGGAGAGGGUAUAGAGAUGUGUCAAGAGACAAGGAGAAUCACGAUUUUUUAUUUGAAUGCUCGAUGAAAGAAAAUAAUAUCUGGUGUCCUGGGGGCAGUACAUAGGUAAGUUCGUUGCCUCAGACAUAGCGAAAAGACAAUUAAAUAAUAGCUAUUGUUUAGGUAUUGUAUAAUUUCUUAAUUGUCAUUCUGUGCAUUGAAUGUUAUUGUUAGAAUAAAAGUAUGUAUUUAUUUUUAUUUAUUAUUAUUUAUAGUCUUUCAAUACACAGGAAAAUAAUUGUUGACCUUUCUUCUACAAUGUAUUUCUUCAGAAUUAUGAAACGAUUACGGUGAAGUGAAUGCUAACUACACUCAGUUAGAAUAAAAAACUUAAAUAUUGA